This is a messenger RNA of Andrographis paniculata, 1455 nucleotides long. RefSeq lists its product as uncharacterized. The record is from RefSeq and is a predicted model, not a curated record. The coding region runs from base 45 to 1277 and encodes 410 amino acids. NCBI's taxonomy places the organism in Eukaryota, Viridiplantae, Streptophyta, Magnoliopsida, Lamiales, Acanthaceae. The transcript has 5 exons.
AAAAAAGGGAACGACGCACGUGAUCAACCUCGGUUUGUGCACUGAUGCGGUCGGAUUCAGGCAAUAGAAUAUUUGCACUCGGUGUCACGAAAUUCGUGAUUUUGCUUGGCGGAAUUGGUUUCGUCGCUGGUGGGAGAAAAAUGGCGGCUGGACAGACGCGGCGAAUAACGGCAGCAUCGGCGAGGGCGCAUACGCGGAAACCGAAGCCAAAGGCUACUUCUUCAGCCACUUCAGCAGGAUGGUUCACGAAAAUGCUGCUGAUUGGGUUUGUCGGGUUAUCUGCUUGGGCUUAUCAGGCGACAAAGCCGCCACCUCCAAAGAUAUGUGGCUCCGCAGGUGGACCUCCGGUUACAGCUUCCAGAAUACGGCUUGACGAUGGGAGGCACUUGGCUUAUGAAGAAUUUGGUGUCCCAAAGGAUAUUGCAAAGCACAAAAUAGUGUUUAUCCAUGGCUUUGAUUCUUGCAGGCAUGAUGUUUCUGCAAUAACGGCAAAUCUCUCCCCGGAUUUAGUUCAAAGUAAAGGAAUCUACAUAGUUUCGUUUGAUAGACCGGGUUAUGGAGAGAGUGAUCCUCACCCUACCCGCACGGUUAAGAGCUUGGCUUUUGACAUUGAGGCGCUUGCUGAUAAAUUGGAAUUGGGAUCCAAAUUCUAUAUCGUUGGAUUUUCGAUGGGCGGGCAAAUUUCCUGGGCGUGUCUCAAACAUAUUCCUCACAGAUUGGCGGGAGCAGCUCUUGUUGCGCCAGCUGUGAAUUUCUGGUGGCGAGGCAUUCCUUCAAACGUUUCCCAACAAGGAUUUGAACUGCAGCCUGCAGCAGAUCGAUGGGUUGCUCGCGUAGCUCACUAUGUGCCAUGGCUUACCUACUGGUGGAACACCCAAAAGUUAUUCGCCAGUUCUAGCGUAAUUGCUCGGAGCGCAAGCAUACUCUCCAAUCAAGACAAAGAGCUUCUUCCGAGGAUACUGGAGAUCAGAAAGGAGUAUCUGGGAUUGCCAAGGCAACAAGGCGAGUUCGAGUCCCUUCACCGUGACGCUAUAGUUGCAUUUGGAAAGUGGGAAUUCAGCCCGGUGGAUCUCGAGAAUCCAUUUGCAGAGAGUGAAGGGUCGGGCUCAGUUCAGUUGUGGCAGGGAGAGGAAGAUGUUAUAGUUCCGGUUACCUUGCAGCGAUACAUUGCCAGCCAGCUGCCGUGGAUCCGAUACCACGAGGUGCCCGGAGCUGGCCAUCUGCUGCCAUUUGCCGAUGGAAUGGCAGAUACAAUCAUAAAAUCACUUGUAGCUUAAGGAUCGGACGUGACAAAAAACUUAUGAAACAUCCAUACUGAAUACUUCAACUGUUUACAACUCUAUGAAUGUGCUGGCAACAGGGGAGAGGUGAUUAUAAUGCAUGCAUCAAAAUACAAACAAAUUUUCGCAUAUACUUGGUUAGAAUAUAAUUAAUUGAAUUGCACUGUCUUUCUUA